CAUUCGCCACCAUACACGCCAAUAUUUUCUGUGUUUGAAAACCCAGAAAAUGCGGAAGGGCAAGGCCAGGGCCAGCGCCGCCAGCCAUGGCCAAGACGGACUUUCCUCGAGCACAAUGACUGCGACCUCCUCUGUGACAGCUUCAUUUCGUGGAGAAGGGAGUUAUACUUCGUCUCGCAUCGAGGAGGGGUACGCAUCUUCGCAGACCUUGUCAUUGGAGGUCGAGGAACAGGACCACAGUGCUACUGAACGAGGUUCUUCCCCAACAGCUGCCAAUGAAGAAGACGUCCAGGGAAAUACACACAGGAAAGCGUUGUGGCUAGGCGGGUGGGCUGAUCCCCAAAGUCUUGCCAGUGUGAGAUCACUUCGUCCCCUCUACCCGAGAUUCCCAAUCAAGUCUGUCGGGGAAAGGGUGGGACCUGUGAACCGCGAAGAUGGAAACGCCCAGUUAAGGCAUUUGGCUAGCGCUGGCUACGUGGGAAUUGAGGCUUCUACUAAGGGUAGCUCCCAGAGAGGAGGGAACAUCACGAGGCAGAGAAAGAGAGCCAAACAGGGAGAACAGAACCCUAGAACGUCUACACCUGUUGAUAUCAUGAAGCAAAUCAUCCCCAAGGUCUCAGCAUUCUUGUCGCUCUUGUCGCAUUUCUUGUUUGCUGCUUAUACUUUGUCGCGUCUUGUUCUUUCUGGAAUUCUUUGAUUUAGAAAACACACGCGAAGCUUAAUCCGU
Messenger RNA from Aspergillus glaucus CBS 516.65, 727 nucleotides. RefSeq lists its product as uncharacterized. The record is from RefSeq and is a predicted model, not a curated record. Lineage: Eukaryota; Fungi; Ascomycota; Eurotiomycetes; Eurotiales; Aspergillaceae. The transcript has a single exon. The coding region runs from base 50 to 697 and encodes 215 amino acids.